This is a messenger RNA of Racocetra fulgida, 711 nucleotides long. The record is from the annotation of a GenBank genome assembly. Lineage: Eukaryota; Fungi; Glomeromycota; Glomeromycetes; Diversisporales; Gigasporaceae.
AUGACUUUAAUGGAAAGAUAUGCAAAAAUUAAGGAUAAAAAAUUGAGUUAUAGAUAUGCAGAAAUUAAGGAUAAAAAAUUGAGUUAUAGAUGGAAAAAACAAUAUGAAAAUAUUAAACUUUUUAAGGAAACUUAUUCCGAUACUAAAAAUCUUGAUAAGUUACAUAAAAAAGAAUAUGCGAGACUUUUGACUAAUGCUUUACAAGACACUUUAAAGAAUUGGGUAAAAAAGAAAAAUAGUAAAUUAUUUGAUACUAAAACUUGGAACGAAUGUAAUAGAUUAUUAUGUGCUAUCGGUAAAGUUAUUGCAGAAUUAUUACCUGAUUGUUUUAGCUUUGAAAACUUGACUGUAGAGCAACUACAAGAAGUCGAAUUAUUUUUAAAAUACAUUUUGGAUGUAUCACAAUAUGAUAAAAAACAAGGCAUGCCAACACAAAUGUUAGAGGACAUUUUAAUCGAUUUAUUUUUCAGUAACAAAAUUAUGAGACUUUACAGAGAAAUGCGUUGUUCUAUGAAGAUGGAUGGUGAGUUUGUUAAAUUCGUUAAAACUGGAGUUAAAGAUUCAGGAGAAAACCCAAAUUUAAGUUUAGUUAUGAAUGCAGAUUACGAUUUCCCAAAAUAUGGUGAUUUUGCUAGUCAAAUUAUAACACCAUGGGAAACAAUGCCGAAAAAUGAUUCAUGUGAUCUGCAAUAUAGAUCAUGGGGAAUGUAA